Saprolegnia diclina VS20 is the source of this 825-nucleotide messenger RNA. RefSeq lists its product as hypothetical. NCBI's taxonomy places the organism in Eukaryota, Oomycota, Saprolegniomycetes, Saprolegniales, Saprolegniaceae. The transcript has 4 exons. Bases 118 to 774 code for a protein of 218 amino acids. The record is from RefSeq and is a predicted model, not a curated record.
UUUGCAGCUAAUUUUACGGUGGCAGCCCAGUCUGGAGCCCGCGACCGAGACGCCCAGCCGCAACCCACGACGGCCCGCCUCCUCUGCCUGCCUAGCUUCGCCUCGCCGUACGCGCCCAUGGACCCUGCGAGUACCGAGCCGCGCCAGAUCACGCUCUUCCGCAAGAGCCUGCGCACGCUCUCGCUCUCGGCUUGCGGCUGCCUUGUGCUGCUCUCGAUUGUUGGCUUCAACAAGCUCGCCAAGACAUCGGUCAUGAGCAUGGACCAAGUCGAGGCCACGACAAGCGACGGCUGCCUCCUCUUUCUCGGCGUGACCUUUGGCACGCUCCUCUUCCUCGGCGAAUUUCGCUGGGAGCGCUUCUUCUUCCUCUUUGGCUUUCUGCGCUACCGCCUCGGGCGCACCGUGCUCUACGUCGUGUCGGGUAUCAUGACGAUCCUCGUCGGGCGUACGCGCAGCGGCUGCACGGGUUGCACCGAGUAUACACUCUUGCUCGCCGAAGGCAUUGCGCUGCUCGUGACAGGCGUGCUCCAGCUGCUUGCGAUUCCGGUGCUGGGCGCCAACAACACGGCGCCCGUCGAGGACAAGGCCGCGAGCAAGUCGCAACUCGUGGCGCAACCGACAGACAAGGCGAUCGAUAUUGCGACCGUGCGUCUUGGUUCGACGCGGGCGGCGGCGCCUGUCGAGACGCGGUCGCCGUUCGAGGCCCCUGCUGCAGCGACGACCAAGUCGACGUCGCCAACCAACCCCAACUUGCCAGCUUGGAUGCAGGCGUGAAGCGAGUGCAUGUAUAACAAUCUCAAAUCAGAAACAAGUCCAAGAAGCGAA